Molecule: messenger RNA, 1644 nt
Organism: Cutaneotrichosporon oleaginosum
Lineage: Eukaryota; Fungi; Basidiomycota; Tremellomycetes; Trichosporonales; Trichosporonaceae
Biological process (GO): N-terminal peptidyl-glycine N-myristoylation
Cellular component (GO): cytoplasm
Molecular function (GO): glycylpeptide N-tetradecanoyltransferase activity
Source: RefSeq, a predicted model, not a curated record
AUGGCAGGCGAGGCUGGCGCACCGGGGAGUUCCCUUUCUCGAUCGGGCGGCAAGUCCAUCGCCGAACUUCUGGACGAUACGCUUGUCUCUCAACUCGAGGAUACUCACAUCGACGAUGAGGACGACACGGACGACGGUGAGGCCAAAAAGAAGAAGAAAAAGAAGAAGAAGAAGUCCAAAGCCAAGGCUCCAGUUGUCAAGGAAGUGACAGCCGACGAGCUCGUUAACAUUGUGCGGGGCAACAUGAGCACGACACAGUCUGCGGGAGCGAGUAAUGACGACAUCAGAAAGGCGCUGCAGGCUGCAGAUCUCAUGAAGCUGUUGGAGGGUCACCUUGGCGGGCCUCAGGCCGCUGCAGAGCAUAAGUUUUGGAAGACACAGCCCGUGCCCCAGAAGGAGGAGGACCAGGUUAAGGAGGGUGCGAUCGACGAGCACAAAACCCCAGCCGACGUGCAACAAGACCCAAUCGCACUUCCAACCGGCUUCGUGUGGAGCAUCGUGGAUGUCAAGCAGGAUGAGGAGAUCGACGAGGUGCACAAUCUUCUGACAGAGAACUAUGUCGAGGAUGAUGACGCCAUGUUCCGCUUCCGCUACUCGCGCGAGUUCCUUCUCUGGGCUCUCACGCCACCAGGCUACUACAAGGAUUGGCACAUUGGAGUCCGCGUGCAGAAGACGGGCAAGCUCGUCGGUUUCAUCUCAGGCAUCCCUGUUGAACUGCGCGUGCGGAACAACACAUUCAUGAACGCUGAGAUCAACUUCCUGUGCGUGCACAAGAAGUUGCGCUCGAAGCGUCUCGCCCCCGUUCUUAUCAAGGAGGUGACACGUCGAGUCAACCUCCAGAACAUCUGGCAGGCGAUCUACACCGCCGGAGUGCGCAUUCCUACGCCAUUCAGCACGUGCAGGUACUAUCACCGUUCCCUAAACCCGGCCAAGCUCGUCGACAUUGGCUUCUCGCCGUUGCGAAAGGGCGAAACGAUUGCCCGACUUGUGCGCAAGUACAAUCCAGGGGAGCAGACGAAGACUCCGGGUUUCCGCGAGAUGGUGUCCGCCGACGUGCCGCAGGUCGCUGCUCUGCUGCGGCGAUACCUUGGCCGCUUUGACUGUGCGCAACUGUUCAACACGGAUGAGGACGUUGAGCAUUGGUUCAUAUCAGGCAUGGGUAAGGAGGUUAAUGGCAAGCGGGAAAACCAGGUUGUGUGGGCAUAUGUUGUCGAGGACCCAACAACAAACCUCAUCACAGAUGUGGUGUCGUUCUACACGUUGCCGUCGACAAUCAUGCAACACCCGAAGUACGACUGCCUCAACGCUGCGUAUAUGUUCUACUACGCUAGUGAUGUCGUCUUUGCUCCUGGAGCUUCGUCCGACGACGCAUUCACGCAUGACCUCAAGACACAGAACCUUCUCGAUCGACGUCUGAACGCCCUCGUCACUGAUCUCCUUGUGAUGGCGAAGAAGCACGACUUUGAUGUUGUCAACGCCCUUACGCUGCUGGACAACAACGUAUUCUUGGAGGAGCAGAUGUUUGGCCGUGGUGAUGGUGCUCUCGUACGUGGCAGUCGUGAAGAUCUGAAGUUGUUGCUGACAUCAAACUCUACUUGGCUGUACAGAAUUCUCCUCACAAACGGUACUGACUGCUCUGACUAG